UAUAAAUUACUCGGAGUCACGUGACCCUACUGAGUUAUCAGACGGAUUUUUUUUUCAUGUACCGACGAUAUAGAACCCUAGAGAAGUGUAAAGACUGUGAGAGAAUUCACGCAGAGAACUCGUGACUGUUAAAGGGGGAAUGGUGGAGAGAGCUGAAGAAACAUGCACCGGAAACCUCGCAUGAAAAUCAACCCCUCCCUCAAUCCUCAUCUGAUUUGUGUCCUUUGUGGGGGUUACCUGAUUGAUGCUACGACCAUUGUUGAAUGCCUCCAUUCUUUUUGCAAAACCUGCAUCGUUCGGUAUCUUGAAACCAGCAAGUUUUGUCCAAUCUGUGAUGUUCAAGUUCACAAAACGAAGCCUUUCACCAACAUUAGGCUGGAUCAUACCCUUCAAGAUUUGGUGUACAAGUUAGUUCCUGGACUUUUCCAUAAUGAAAUGAAAAGAAGAAGAAAUUUCUAUAAAGAAUUAGGCAAAGAUGUGGAUAAGCUAUGGGACGAUCCUAACAGAUUAGAGUACUACUUGGAUGACGAUGGGGAAAUUCAAAGAGAGAGGGUCAUCUUUGCUGAGGACGAACAGAUCAGUCUGGCUCUUCAGCUUAGUUCAGACGGGAAACCUCCUCUUUUACCUGUGAAAUCUACAGAUAAGAAAGGGAAAUCGGUUGACGAGGCCGGGGACUGCCGAUAUCUUUUAUGUCCCGCGGUGGUGACCAUCGGUCUAUUGAAGAAAUUCAUCAGAAUGAAAUUCUCCCUUAGCGACCGUUUCCAGAUCGACAUCUACCACACAUCUGAGGUUCUGGGCGACUGUUUGACGCUGAUAGACGUGGCCUACAUUUACAUGUGGAGAAGGAAAGGACCUCUGUGCUUGUACUACACCGUCUACACAAAUCCCGCCAAAAAAACAAAACACGAAAUCACGUGCACGGAGACUUUGGGAAAGGAGGAAAAAGCCACGGAGGAGGAAACGUUGGGACCAACGGAAAAGAAGGAAAACAUCACAAACGGCGAAGUUAAACCAGAAACAGAUGUCAAAUCGGCAGAAACUGUCUCGGAAAAGGGAACAGAGGCGUUUGGUUCUACACAGGAAAAGGAUUGUAAAACCGUAGUGCAGUCCCCGUCGGUUGAUACAACGGAGAAACUGUGUACAAUCGACUCGACGACGGACUCUAAAGAAAAGUCCGCAGAGUUACUGUUGUCACCAAAGCAAACAAAUGAUAACAGUGCAGCUACCGAUAAUGUUGAUAAAGAUAAUGUAGAAAAACGCGCAGAAGCCAAAACUGAACGAAAAGAAAAAGUGAACGUUUCAAUGGAAAAAGACAAAAACAAAAGCGGAGAAAAACCGCCAUCAGAAAAACAAGAAAAUUCAAAUAUUGAGAGAAAGUGUGAUGCUUCCGAUACCGGAUCAAAUAAAACCAACGUUAUAGCAUCAGAACCCAGCAAAACCCCUUGUACGGAGGUGUUUUCUCCUGUUAUGCCUAAGAAUUCUGUAUCACCCUCUCCGGCGACGUGUGUACCGGUUAGGUCUCCCAGUAAAAAGGAAAAACACCGACCAGAAAAACCGCAAUCGUCUCAAACUGUCUCCAAACCGACCGCCGCCAUUUUGGUCGUCCCGACGACUGAGAACUCAACGUCAAACGGGAACCGCAGUAUCCCGAAACUCAAACUGAAUACGUCGAAAUACACUUCACAGGGGAUUGUUACCAAGAGCGCGACCCUUACAACCCCAAUAUAUCACCCACGGGCUAUCCAGAAGCGGCCAGCGUCACCAAAGGAUCCGCAAGGAAGUGAAAAACCGUCGAAGGAAAAAAUGGCAAAGAUGAGCGUUACACAAGACACCAAUGCGAAAAGUAAUAACGUCGAAAAGAAAUCGGAUUCUGCUAAGUCUUCUUCUCCUUCAAAGAAAAAUUCGACGGAUAAAAACACUGCCGAUCAAACAAACAAAACGUCGUCGGCGUCGUCCUCUUCUGCAAAACCCAAGUCAUCACAAAACGGUUCCGCUAUAAAGACUCCGUCAAACGGUAGCGCAAAAAAUGCCAAAAAUGACCACAACGGUAAAUCGCCGCAAAACCACACCACGAACCACGUCCCCGCUACUGCUGCCGCGGCAGCACCACCGAACGCCGCCAAAAAACCUAGUAAGCCCUCGUCGUCAAACGGACAGAAACUGAAACUUACAGUGCCAUAUUCUUCAUAUACCUGCUACACAAACGGACUAACCAUACCGUCGCCGAUUGGCCUAUCGCCAACCGUAACGUCACCCAGACCCUUUCCUCCUUCUUCUCUUAACCGGACACUGUCGUCAUCGCCGACAAGACGGAAAACCUCGUCGCCGUCUCGUCGCCUACCGACGACCACGUCCAAUGGGCGUCUAACACCAGGGUCGUCUGUGUCGCCCUCUUCCCUGUAUUCGUUAUCACCCUCACCCACGAAUCGGUCAUUUCCAACCUCCCCCUCCCCCCACUCAACCUUCAACCCCGCAGCUGCUAGAAUGCUUCAAACGUCACCUCUUGCCCGCCAAAUGUCUUCAUCUACCGGAAGGAUAUUUUCGUUCCCAGACCGAGGCCCGCCCAUCACCCAUCUGCCCAUCACCGUGCCCACUGCCCAUUCGCAUCUAAAUUUACGACUUAACGUGUCGUCCAUGUAUUCCAGCAAUGCGCCUCCGCAAAACGGAGACCUACCGCAGGACUUAAGCAUUAAGAAGAAAACCUCGUCCAGUGAUGAAAGCGAAACACCACCCCCGCCGCCUACCACCACGCUGAAAAUCCCAAUAAAAGUUCCAAUUAAAACCAAUGGACUACAAAACGGAGAAAUCGAUAAGUUUGCGUUUACAGAUGAUGAAGAGAUCGCUUCCUCGCCGCCCGUAGGCUCCCGAAAGCUUCAUCCGAUAAAAGCUGAGCCAUCGGCUGGAACCUGAUUUAGUGUGCUUGCUUAGAGAAAGUACGUGAAAGAUUGCAGCUGUGUUUGAUUUUUCUCUUCUCUUUCUUCUUUCUAUGAUUCUCUGUAACUGUGUUAUUGUUAUGGAUGGGAUUUGUUACAAACGAGAGAGCUGAUUCGGCCUAUGUCGAUUUUGUUCAUGUGUUAGCCAUGGAUUUAGUACGGAAUUUCAUCGUCUUAUGGAAUUUCCAAUUCUUGUGAUCUAUUUUUUUUUUUUUUUUGCGUGUGUGGGAUUAUAGCUUAUCUGAACUGCUGUAAAUAUAUAUGACAAAUGUAUAUAGAUGGAGAUAUAUAUAAUAUUAUAUUUCUUGUUAUUUCGUCUUUAUGUUUGAUGUACAAUGUAUGUCGAAUUUUAUUUCUGUGUCCGAUAUAUGUGGGAAUCACGUUGCGUAUUGUAUUUCAUACUACCAAUACUGC
This is a messenger RNA of Magallana angulata, 3347 nucleotides long. Its product is annotated as polycomb group protein Psc-like. Gene Ontology annotation, biological process: negative regulation of transcription by RNA polymerase II. The record is from RefSeq and is a predicted model, not a curated record. Bases 163 to 2910 code for a protein of 915 amino acids. Gene Ontology annotation, cellular component: PRC1 complex. The transcript has 10 exons. NCBI's taxonomy places the organism in Eukaryota, Metazoa, Mollusca, Bivalvia, Ostreida, Ostreidae. Gene Ontology annotation, molecular function: promoter-specific chromatin binding.